Strongyloides ratti is the source of this 831-nucleotide messenger RNA. RefSeq lists its product as hypothetical. NCBI's taxonomy places the organism in Eukaryota, Metazoa, Nematoda, Chromadorea, Rhabditida, Strongyloididae. The transcript has 3 exons. The coding region runs from base 1 to 831 and encodes 276 amino acids. The record is from RefSeq and is a predicted model, not a curated record.
AUGGGUUCACGUAUUACAAGUUUAAUUGCGGUUAUAUUAACCAUAAUAUUUUUAAUUAUUUCUGGUGUAUUAUUCUUCCUUGGUUUUAUAAACUUUAAACCUGAAUCAUUGAAAGAUAUUUCUAAAAUAAAAGAGGUUAAGACAGAUUUAUCAAAAUUACCAAUAAUUGAUGUGGAAGAAUAUUUAAAAAAAAAUAGGGAAAAUCAAGCAUCAAUAUCUUUUAUCAAUGAUACAGAAAUUACAAAAGGCUCAUUAUAUACAUAUCCAAAAUGUUUUUAUAUAGAAAAAUCUAUUAAAGAACUUACCGAAUAUAAAGAUCUAAGUUCAUUUAAACCUAGCUUAGAAUUAGGACAAUCAGUAAAGUUCAAUAUUCUUCCAGGUCCAAAUGCAAAAUCAACAAUUGAUUUUUGUGGUAAACACAAUACUCUAUUCAUAAUACAAGCAGUUGUAGUUGGAACUGGUAGUAUUUCAGCUGUUUUACAAGUUAUUAUAUCAGUAUUAACAAUAUUAAUCAUUUUUGGAUGCUGCAAAUAUUCAAAUAUGCCUUUAGUUGUAGCAGUAAUUGGUUUAUUUGGUUUUAUUUGUGCAGCUGCCUGUUUAGGAGGAUUUGUUUAUUUUACUAAAUCAUAUUACACAUUAAGAGGACUAGAAAGUAAAGAAGUUGCUGAGACAUAUGGUUUACCAGAACAAGGAAACAACAUAUAUUACCUUUUGGCAUGCGGUGGUGUUUUAGUUUCCAAUUUAGUUUUUGUAAUUAUGAUGUUUGUCGCAUGUGGACAACGUAAGAAGGAGAUCAUUGUUGAUGCUACUACUACCUUAAAAGGAAAAUAA